Messenger RNA from Arachis ipaensis, 832 nucleotides. The record is from RefSeq and is a predicted model, not a curated record. NCBI's taxonomy places the organism in Eukaryota, Viridiplantae, Streptophyta, Magnoliopsida, Fabales, Fabaceae.
CUUAUGAUGCUAUUGAAUUGUGUUUGCAUAGCAGAAAAAGGCUCCUUCUUCAGUGAGUUCUGUGCCUCAAUUUGGAGGGUGGGAUCAGAGGGAUCCAGGAUCUACAAACUAUUCAAUGGUUUUUGCUCAAGCACGUGCAAACAAGAAGAGUAUGAAGAAUGAUUUGACUGAAUCAAUUAAGCGUGCAAGCCUUGGGAGUGAGGAAGAGUUUCUUAAUGCUAAUGCUAAUGCUAAUCAUGCUCAAGGAAAAUCUCAUGCUAAUGCUAUUAAUGUUAAUCAUACUCAUCAAGAUGAACCUCUUGGCAUGCAGAAAAAGGCUCCUUCUUCAGUGAGUUCUGUGCCUCAAUUUGGAGGGUGGGAUCAGAGGGAUCCAGGAUCUACAAACUAUUCAAUGGUUUUUGCUCAAGCACGUGCAAACAAGAAGAGUAUGAAGAAUGAUUUGACUGAAUCAAUUAAGCGUGCAAGCCUUGGGAGUGAGGAAGAGUUUCUUAAUGCUAAUGCUAAUGCUAAUCAUGCUCAAGGAAAAUCUCAUGCUAAUGCUAUUAAUGUUAAUCAUACUCAUCAAGAUGAACCUCUUGGCAUGGGGAGGAGAAGGAUCCCAACCUUCAUAGAUUGCUGUAUUAGGCCACGAUAUGUGAUAGAAUAAUCAUAAAGCCACUCCUUGAAUUUUCAAAAUCAAGGGCACUCUAUAUUGAAUCAUCAUAAAUGGAUCCAUUCAUAACUUCUGUGAGACUUUGUGUGUAGAUGAGACAGGCUCAACAGAAACCAAGUGUUCUAUACUAUUGAUUGAGCUAUUGUACAAAGUGUAAGCAAAAAUGUACAUUAUAUCAGU